Molecule: messenger RNA, 1101 nt
Organism: Pseudoliparis swirei
Lineage: Eukaryota; Metazoa; Chordata; Actinopteri; Perciformes; Liparidae
Gene: copz1
Product: COPI coat complex subunit zeta 1
Exons: 9
Coding region: 36-569 (177 amino acids)
Biological process (GO): intracellular protein transport; intra-Golgi vesicle-mediated transport; retrograde vesicle-mediated transport, Golgi to endoplasmic reticulum
Cellular component (GO): COPI vesicle coat
Source: RefSeq, a predicted model, not a curated record
GCAGUCUGCUCUCUGGUUCGCGAACAAGAAAGAAGAUGGAUUCUUCAAUACUGGAACCAUCCUUGUACACUGUCAAAGCGGUUUUGAUCCUGGACAACGACGGAGACCGGCUGUAUGCCAAGUAUUACGAUGACACGUACCCAACAGUGAAAGAGCAGAAGGCGUUUGAGAAGAACAUAUUCAACAAAACACACAGGACGGACAGUGAGAUAGCAUUACUCGAAGGCCUCACUGUUGUCUACAAAAGCAACAUAGACCUCUUCUUUUAUGUGAUUGGAAGUUCCCAUGAAAAUGAGCUUAUGCUUAUGGCUGUUCUAAACUGCCUUUUUGAUUCGCUCAGUCAGUUGUUGAGAAAGAAUGUUGAGAGAAGAGCUUUGUUGGAGAAUAUGGAGGGUCUCUUUCUGGCUGUGGAUGAAAUUGUAGAUGGAGGGGUGAUCCUGGAGAGUGACCCACAACAAGUUGUGCACCGAGUGUCUCUCAGAGGGGAUGAUGUGCCUUUGACAGAGCAGACAGUCACCCAGGUCCUUCAGUCUGCCAAAGAACAGAUCAAGUGGUCCCUCCUACGGUAGUCACGGCUGCACCAGUCUCCCAGUGAGCCGCCGGUCAGCCCAGUCUCCGUGGCACUGACCGGCAGACUCCUUUUCCUCCUCUCCUUCAAUGAAAGCUGUGAGGCGUACAACUGGCUGAUCCAGUGCUCGACAAAGUUUAAUUUUCCAAUCUUUUUCUUGCACGGACUUGCAUUGUAUGACAUAAUCAACGUGAGGAUAGGAUACGCUGUACAUUCCAGUACCGCCUGUUUGGUUCGUUUUUUCAUGAAGGCAUCUGUGUGUCAAACCAGUAAAUCUAUCUCGUAUCUUAACCUCGGUAUCGCCCGUUGAAACAUUCCACAUGUGUUCUUGACCAAGAAUGUCAUCCCAUUUGACAGCACCGUCAUCUUACUGUACAAAGCAUCAUUUAAUUUACAUAAACAUUGUGAUCUAAAUCAAGGUGGACAGCUUGUACUGUUGUCAUACCGAUGAUCACAAAGGAAUGUUUUGAAUAUAUUUUGUCGAGCGAUCUUCCAUUCAUCAGAUACUUAUAAUAAAUAUUUGUUGACAACAA